This is a messenger RNA of Elgaria multicarinata webbii, 447 nucleotides long. Its product is annotated as cyclin-dependent kinase inhibitor 1-like. The transcript has 2 exons. Bases 1 to 447 code for a protein of 148 amino acids. NCBI's taxonomy places the organism in Eukaryota, Metazoa, Chordata, Lepidosauria, Squamata, Anguidae. Gene Ontology annotation, biological process: regulation of mitotic cell cycle; signal transduction by p53 class mediator. Gene Ontology annotation, molecular function: cyclin-dependent protein serine/threonine kinase inhibitor activity. Gene Ontology annotation, cellular component: nucleus. The record is from RefSeq and is a predicted model, not a curated record.
AUGGAGCUGAGAUCCACAAAAGUAAGGAGAAAUCUUUUUGGUCCUGUGGACCACAGCCAUCUGCAGCAGGACUUCCAGAAUAUGUUGUGCGCUAGUAUGGAAAGGGCUAAGCGAAGGUGGAAUUUUGACUUCUUGGAAGAGAUGCCAGCAGAAGGCCUUCUGCAGUGGGAGGAACUACAGGGCCACGAGGUCCCUACCUUUUAUCACACAUGUGCGGUAGGGGAGGCUCGCAGACCCCUGCAAUCCAUGAACCGGGUUGUAACCAAAGAAUCCAAAGCUCACCAGAUUGGCAAAGUGUUUGAGAAACCUAGGCCUGCCCAAAAAUUGUCAGGGAAGAAGAAUCUGGCAGGAAAGAAGCGAAGGCAGAGGUCUUUGACUGAUUAUUACUCAGCAAAGAAGCAGAUCAGAAUGGAUAUGCAAACGCCUGAAAAAAAGUUGGCUUUCUAG